Messenger RNA from Rotaria sp. Silwood1, 837 nucleotides. Lineage: Eukaryota; Metazoa; Rotifera; Eurotatoria; Philodinida; Philodinidae. The record is from the annotation of a GenBank genome assembly.
AUGUCGCGCAAUGCUUUAGUUACUGGUGCUGCACGAGGUAUUGGACGUGCAAUUGCUCUUCGCCUUGCUAGAGAUGGUCUCAAUGUGGCUGUCAAUGAUAUUGCAGCAAACUCAAUAGAGCUCAAGAAUGUUCGAAAAGAAAUUGAAGCAAUUGGUAGGAAAUCUGUCGCCAUCACCACUGAUGUUUCUAUCGAUAAAGAAGUUAAAGCGAUGAUGCAGAACGUCGCAAAACAAUUGGGUAGUUUGGACGUAAUGGUUGCUAAUGCAGGAAUUGCUCAGGUGAAACCACUUAUUGAUGUCACUGCAGAAGACUGGGACAACAUAUUCGCAACCAAUAUGCGUGGUGUAUUUCUUUGUUACAAAGAAGCUGCCAAAGUUAUGAUUGAUCAAGGUAAAGGAGGCAAAAUUAUUGGAGCUUGCAGUAUCGUCGGAUACAAGCCAUUUCCAAUGUUGAGUCCGUAUUCAGCCAGUAAAUGGGGUGUGCGUGGCCUUACACAAGCCGCUGCCAUGGAAUGGGCAAAACACAAGAUAACGGUCAAUGCUUAUUGUCCCGGUAUGUUUCAUAAUAGUUUCUUCGAAAUAAAUAAUUGUUAUCUUACAAUGAAAACAGGAAUUGUCCAAACUGCGAUGUGGGAUAUGGCUGACGAAGAAUUGGCGAAAAUCGAAGGCAAGCAAAAAGGAGAGGUCAUCAAAGAUUACUCAAAGAAUCUCAUAAUACUUGGUCGUACAAGUGAACCAGAAGAUGUAGCAAACUUUGUAUCGUACCUUGCAAGCAAAGAUUCUGACUACAUGACUGGACAAAGUAUUAUCAUUGAUGGUGGAAUUGAAUUUUCUUAA